AUGUGGGAAGGAUCCACACCAUUGCAUAUAGCAAUCGAACGUAACUUUUUUGAAAUCGCAGAACUUCUUAUUUCACAUGGUGCCGAUGUUAAUGCAAAAUCCAAAAACGGUACCACUGCUCUUCAUUUACUCUCGCAGACUGAUUUUCAGGACAAUAUUGAAUAUCUUAUUUCGAAAGGCGCCGAUGUCAAUAUCGCAGAUGAAUCAGGGAAAACUCCUCUCCAUUUUGCAGUUAGAAGUGAACGUAAAUCCUCUGUUAAAACUCUUAUUUCACACGGUGCCAAUAUCAAUUCAAAGGAUUCAUCUGGACAAACUCCUUUUCAUUUUGCAAUCCAAAAGAAUCUUAAAGCAAUAAUAAAUUUCCUUAUUUCAGAAGGUGCCGAUAUUAAUUCACAAGAUAAUAAAGGAAGAUCAGCUCUCCAUUUUGCUGUUGAAACCUUUAGUAAAGUAAACGUUGCUCUUCUUAAAUCCAAAGGAGCCAAUCUCGAUAUAAAAGAUAAUGACGGUCGCACACCUCUUCACUAUUCUGUCAUCGUACAUAACAAAGAAAUAAUGGAAUGCGUUAUCGCCCAAGGUGCUGAUAUCAAUGCAAAAGAUAAAAAUGGCUGGACUGCUCUUCACUUUGCAGCAUCAAAUGGCAAAAGAAUAUUGGCCGAUAUUCUUAUAUCUCAUGGAAUCGAUAUCAAUGCAAAAGAUCAUGAAGGUCAUAGUGCACUUUAUUAUGCUUCAGAACAUAAGCAUCAUACAACAGUCAAAUCCCUUAUUUCUCAUGGUGCGAUCCAAGAAAAAAACUAA
Messenger RNA from Trichomonas vaginalis G3, 795 nucleotides. RefSeq names its product myotrophin family. Gene Ontology annotation, cellular component: cytoplasm; nucleus. Gene Ontology annotation, molecular function: protein binding. The transcript has a single exon. The record is from RefSeq and is a predicted model, not a curated record. Lineage: Eukaryota; Parabasalia; Trichomonadida; Trichomonadidae. Bases 1 to 795 code for a protein of 264 amino acids.